AAAAGCAGCAGAGACUGAAAGAAGUCAUCUCUGGUCUGAACGCCAGAAAUGUAGACCCAACAGACCACAAAACGUAUGUUGUCCGUAGGGACAAUGUGUGGCGGGCUCUUAAAGACAAAUUGUUAAAGAAAAACUUUGACGCCUCCAAAAUGGUCAAAGUUAAAUUCAUUGGAGAGGAGGACACACUAGACUUUGGCGGGCCCAAAAACGAAAUGUUUCGGAUGGCCCUGCAGGGCAUUUUCGAAACAAGUGGGCUGUUCGAGCCUAGCCCACAUGGCUACUUGCCAAUCAGUUCACCCAUUGCCAUUGUGAAUGGGGAUUUUGAGAUGGCAGGUAAGGCAAUGGCCAUGUCCAUUGUACAUCUGGGGCCGGCACCCAGCUGUCUUCACCCUGCCAUUGUGUCGGCUUUGUGUGGGGAGGAUAUCCCAGACAUGUCUGGAUUUCAUCCUGUUGACCGUGAAGCGGCAGCCUUUGUGACAAAGCUUGAAAGUGCAACCGAGGGGUCGUUGAAAGACAUACUUGAGUCUGACGAAGGACUCAACAUCACAAGCAUGGCAGGGUGGCACAAGACUGCGGGAAGUACGACCCUUGCUGACAUACCAACUCUGCGGAAAGCCCUGUGUCUGCAGGACCUUGUAAUAUCCAGGAAGGCCGCGAUUGAACACCUAAAACAAGGGCUGGACCUGCUGGGGCUCAGGAAAGCCUUGGAGGCCGAGCCUCAACUCCUUGCAGAGCUUCUGUGUAAGUCGACAAAGAAGACAACUGCCACCAACAUCAUCGACAUGAUGGUGUGCAAGUUUUCGGCUGAAGGGUCGAGCAGAAAGAAUGUGCAGAAAGAUGUGUUUGACAAGCUCUGCUCAUGGAUGGACGAUGUUGAGUCAGGCUCAACUCGUGUGACCCUUGGAGAGUUCCUGCAGUUUUUCACUGCACUGGAUGCUGAGCCACCAACAGGGUGGCCCAUGGAGCCAAUGGUCGCAUUUGCUGCAGAGUGUCCAGUUGGCUGCAGGUGCCUACCUGUAGCCAACACCUGUUCCUUUUGCCUAACUCUACCAUUGCACAUGGCUAACCUAUCUAGUGAUGAGUUCUCCAAUGCAAUGGAAGAAUCCAUCAUCAGUGGGAAGUGCUUUGGGAGAGCAUAGUAAUGUCGGUUAGUAGUUAUAUAAUAAUAGUUUUAGUAACUGGAAGUUUGUGCUUUCUUGAUUUUAGAAUAUGACAUUGAGUAGAGUUUUCGAUCCUUUCUAUGUUGUUACCAGGUGCACAUCUACAUUGUAGGUCUGAAAUACUUGCUUGCCUGUUCAACAGUUCUCUGUACAAGAUGAAGUUUGUAUUGAUCUUCAGUUAGUAGUAAUAGUUUUAGUAACUGGAAAUUUGUGUUUUAUUCUGUUACUCAUAUCUAA
Molecule: messenger RNA, 1397 nt
Organism: Branchiostoma belcheri (Belcher's lancelet)
Lineage: Eukaryota; Metazoa; Chordata; Leptocardii; Amphioxiformes; Branchiostomatidae
Product: G2/M phase-specific E3 ubiquitin-protein ligase-like
Exons: 4
Coding region: 150-1139 (329 amino acids)
Molecular function (GO): ubiquitin-protein transferase activity
Source: RefSeq, a predicted model, not a curated record